Effrenium voratum is the source of this 1022-nucleotide messenger RNA. Lineage: Eukaryota; Dinophyceae; Suessiales; Symbiodiniaceae. The record is from the annotation of a GenBank genome assembly.
GCUUGACGCCACAGCUGCUUGUCGCGCUCCUCCUCCGGGCUCGCCUGGCGCAGCGGCCAGAUAUUGAGGAGGACAUCAAGGCCCUUGUCCGAGACCUCAAGGACAAGCAGGACAGGCUGUGGACCGCGCGGGCGCGGCUCUCAGCCUUUCGCUGCGAGAAGGAAGCGGCUGACUGCAAGCGAGCUCCACUCCUGCCCAGCCCUUCGGCCGGCGCCGACUGGCAGAGCCUGCGCGUGGCCCGGAAGCACAUCCACCUGGAAGUCGCCCGCGACAACGCGGCUCGGCUGCGAGGCCGAGAGCCCCUGCAGCCGCUGCUGCGGACAAAGCGCGUCGGGCCUGAGCCGAUCGCUCUGGGCGCUCGGGGCGCGCUGAAGUCAGGUUUCGGCCGUUACCGCAAAUCGCGCAAGCAGCACUUGCUGAAGGGCGGCCUGACGUUGCCGCGGCCUCAGCGCGCGCCAAGUGCUCGUCGCAGUUGGCUCCGCGCAAGGCCUGGGACCUCUGGAUGUGUGACUGCGGCGGCGGAGGGGGACCUGCCCAGCAUCCUCGCCCCGCACCAGGUGUGGCGCUACCCGUGCUACAGCGUCCGCGACGUCCAAAUCUUCGAAGCCGUCCGCCCUCCGCCGGGCGCAGCAGUUCCCAGGAACUGCAUCGUGUACUCGGCGGAGGGGUUUGGCAACACUGACAUGGCAGGAGGGGACUUGGACGGCGACGGCGUGCUCUUCUCCUUCUACUGGCCGCUCGUGCGCCUGGUCACGGAGACCGCGGACGACGUCGCCAGCUGCACGCCGAUGUUGGAGGCCCUGGAGAAGGACGCAAAUCGAUCGCUCCGUUUCGAGCGCCCUCGCUUUUCCCGCCCCCGCAGGACUUGCUCGGGCGCGCUCCCAGGGAGUCCACGCCCUUCCCGCAGGGCGCCACUUUCGAAGAGCGCCGCUGCUCGGCCGCGCAACUCUUGCGAGUUUCUGCGCAGCUUGAGUCACUUAGCACUGACUGCAGAGCAAUAUAUGUCUGCGCCAAAUGUGUAA